GUGUCAGUGAAAGAACUUAGUCUGUUCCCCCCUUGCGAAAAUGUGCCGGGCCGCUCCGAGAAUGAGAAGGCAGGUACAGGCAGUACCGGUACUUGUUCGUCUUCUCAUUGCAUGCCUCCUCUGGGCAUUCUCUCUACGUUCUCCCACUGUGCAGGCUCAAGCGGUUGAAUCAGUUCGUCCAAAGGCAAGACCAUCCCCAGUAGAGACCGCCCAUUUGUACCCUGGAAACAUGGGACCUAUGUUGGGCAAAGAAAAGAAGACGCGAAAAACUCCAUCGGGCCCCAAUCCCACCGGAAACCAUCGGCCCCCGACAAGACACUGAAACCAUUGAUGCGCUUCUACAGCACAUGAAUGGAACUACAACCGCAACUUAAUAAGGAUCGACUAGAGGGGAGAGCUUGGUAUAGUCAGGUAGGUUAGGAGAUCAGUACGGUCAGAGCCUUAUGUUCUUGUACAGAAGUUGGAUUAGAUGGAACAUCCAUGUUCACACGAUCUGCUAUUAGCCAUGAGAUGCACUGUUAAUGGAAGCAAGAAACAUGAAAGCCCCAAAGACGUUUUGCUUUUGUGGACAUUUAUUUUCAGUUUAAAUUAUUGUUUAUGAAAGUGAGAAUUUCUUUGGGCAUGCUCAUCACAA
Messenger RNA from Eucalyptus grandis, 634 nucleotides. RefSeq names its product CLAVATA3/ESR (CLE)-related protein 46. The coding region runs from base 41 to 322 and encodes 93 amino acids. NCBI's taxonomy places the organism in Eukaryota, Viridiplantae, Streptophyta, Magnoliopsida, Myrtales, Myrtaceae. The transcript has 3 exons. The record is from RefSeq and is a predicted model, not a curated record.